Closterium sp. Naga37s-1 is the source of this 4689-nucleotide messenger RNA. Lineage: Eukaryota; Viridiplantae; Streptophyta; Zygnematophyceae; Desmidiales; Closteriaceae. The record is from the annotation of a GenBank genome assembly.
AUGGAAACGUCCGGCGUUAAGGGAGAGGUGAAAACGGAGCGGUGCAACGAGGCGGAAGCGUCAGCGGUGAUAGAAGCCACAGGAGCCGUGGCGACUGAAGGUACAGAAUCCACGGCGAAAGUUGCAGGAGACGCACCGAUUGAAGCUACAGGAGCCGCGGCGAGUAAAGUCGCAGGAGACGCGGCGAUUGAAGCAGCAGAAAAAGCGGAAAUCAAAGUCGAAAGUGAGCCGGUUGACCAUGUGGAGAGACGAGUGGAAGAAGCGUCAGUUCCGACCGGUGAAGCGAGCGAGGAUGUGAAGAUGGAAGACGUAAACGUCGCGGGCCACGGCAGCAACGAUGCGACUGAUGUCAGCAACCUUCUGACCGAGGCCAGCCAAGGUGCGACUGACGGCAGCAACGACGCGAACAAGGAUGACGACGGCACUGGCGAUGUCGGCGCUGCGAGCGACAAGGAAUGCGACACUGCGAAAGACGACGCCGAGGCGAGGUCCGCAAAUCCCGCUAUGUAUGACGACAGCGCCGCUGAUUGCAGCUCCCCUCGGGCGACGUCUCAAAGGGCUAACGAUGCUUCUGCGAUGUCGCCUCCUAGAGACCCCCCCGCCGCGCUAGGCGCUGAGACCAACGGCGACACGCCUCCGCCGUCAAAGCCUGGCGCCGAUGAGAACGCGGCGCCGUUCACCAUCAGCCAAUGGCAGCAGCUGGAGCAGCAAGCGCUCAUUUUCAAGUACCUCGUCUCCGGCGCCGCCGUCCCUCCUGAACUUAUCGACUCGCUCUAUUCCACCUCGGACUCGCCUCGCCAAUCACCCGACGGCCCUGCGUCGUGGGCCACGCCGCUCAAGGACGCGGAGCCACUCAGAUGCCGCCGCACCGACGGCAAGAAGUGGCGGUGCUCGCGAGAGGCGGUGACGGACCAGAAGUACUGCGAGCGCCACAUGCACCGCGGCCGAAACCGGCUGGGCAAAUCGCGAAGGCUCAGCGACAAGGCGACGGCCGGAUCGUCUCUGUCCAUCCAGGCCGCAUCGUCCGAGGGGCCCAUGGGGUGCGUGGAGGGCACGUGCUCCGCCAUGACUGAGACGUGCACCGACACGCCCUGCCACAAGGGCCUCGUGCCGAAGUUCGAGCUCGGCUCGGUGUCGAAGAUGGAGAUAGGCUCGGUGUCGAAGCUGCGGUUGAACACGGACGAUGUGGGCUCGACUGUUACCCGCGGGUCCCCUCCGCCUCCGCUUGCGCUGCCCCCGCCCGCGCAGCCUGUCGGCGCGGACCAGGCGCACACUCCCGCCUCCAAGACCUCGGGCCUUGGUUGCUCCAAGCAACUCGCCAUUGAGCUGUCCCCAGAGAACACGGGAUCACCCGUCCCGACCAGCCAACAGCCCCACGACCCUGCGUGCACCCCUUCCGCUGCUGCUGCUCCCGCCGCCUCUGCCAGCGCAGUCACUGGCUCCGAUGCCGCUGCAGCCCCGCCGUCCCGUGCCAUGUUCACCCCGUUCGGCCUCCCCGAGCCCACGCCCGCUCCUUCCCCUGCCUCUGCGCCUCCCCCUGAAGCCGCAUCCAACAGUAAGUUGCUCGUCUCUGGCGGCUCCGACAGUUACCAUCCCCAGCAGCAGCAGCAGCAGCAGCAGCAGCAACAGCACCAGCAGCAACAGUCUUUCCAGCAGCAGCUGCAGUUCGGGGCGGAUCCGCGGCUGCAGAAGUCGCAGUCAAUGCCGUGCCACAGCAGCGGCAGCAGCAACGGCCGGAUUCAGCUGCAGCUGAACGGGUCUCUGGGCCCUCGCCUCACCUCCACCUUCCAACCCGGCCACAGCAUUGUGGAAGGUGAUGAAGGCAGCCCCGCCCCCAUGCCUCCGCAGCAGCCACAUCAGCAGCAUGCUCUGAUGCCCUCACGAUCCAUGCCGCCACGCCAACAGCAGCCAGGUGCCUCAAAUGCCCUGUACUCUCAGCAGCAGCAGCCUGCCGGGCGCAUGGGCUCGCCGCCUCGCAUGCAGCGGUCCACGUCGCUGGUGCUGGGCGGUGGGCAGCGGCUGUGCCUGCAGGUGCCGCCCAGCAGCAACGCGCGGAUGCCCGUUUCCUCCAGCGGAAUGGCGCCUGCUGGUGCCGCUGCUGGUGCUGACACUGCUGGCGCUGGUAGUGGUAACGGCGUGGGGCAGCUGCAGCCGGGGCACUACCAGCUGCAGACGGGCGGACGAGGUCCCAAUGGUGUUGCGCCCCUCGGCGGAAGCAACUGGCAGACCCAAGGCCAGCAGCGGCAGUCGCCAGCGCAGCAGCCUUUCCAGCAGCAGCCGCCACCGCAGCAGCCGCAGCAACAGUGGCGGCAGCAGCAGCAGCAGCAGCAGCAGCAGCCGGCACAGCAGCAGUGGCAAGGUCAGUCACAGCAGCCGCAAGACCUUUCUUCCGCGCCCUCUCCUCGGCCGCAGCAGCAGCUGGAGCAGCAGCCACAGCAGCGGUGGUCGACACCGAAUCAGCAGCAGCAGCCGUGGCAGCCCCCGCAGCAGCAGCAGCAGCAGCAGCAGCAGCAGCAGCAGCAAUGGCAGCCGCAGCAGCAACAGCAGUCCCAGGCUCCUUCCCAGCAACCGCAGUGGCAGUCGCAGCAAGCAGGGCAGCAGCAGCAAUGGCAGCAGCAGCAGGCGCCGCAGCAAGGCACCAACGCUCCUUCUCAGCCCGCAGGUGGUAACCAGUGGCAGUCGCAACCAGCCCAGGCACCAAUCGCGCAACAACAGCAGCAGCAGCAGCAGUGGCAAUCCCCUUGCGCAGCACAGCAGCAGCAGACUCCUCGGUCUCAGCAACAGGGCGGGCAGUGGCAGGGCCAGAACCAGCAGUGGCAGCCGGAGCAUGCCAAGCAGGCCCCUGGGCAGGCACCCACGACGCCAGUGAUGCAGCCACAGCAGCAGCAAGGCAUGGGGCAGGCGGGGCAACCACAGCCCCAGCAGACGCCGUACACGCCUCAGCAGGGGCAGUCGAGGCAGGGCGCGGCGCAGAGAGGCGAGGCGUGCAAGUUCAGCUCGCGCGCCCUCGUGCUCAGCGGCGAGCCCGAGUCCCCUGAAACUCACCCUCUCGUCUCCGCCUGCUCUGCUUAUUCUGACGGGGCACCUAAGGCCCAGCAGCCACUGCAGCAGCAGCAGAUGCGGGUGCAGCCAGUCCAAGGGCAGCAGCAACCCAUGAACAUGCAGCAUCAACAGCCACAGCCGCAGCAUCAGCCUCAGCCGCAGGUGUCUGUGCAGCAAGCGCCAAUGCAGCAAGCGCAGGUGAUGCAGCCACAGCCAAUGCAAACCACAGCCAUGUCCGGUCCCUCUCAGCCAAUGCGAGCCCCGCGUGGAUCCAUGCUGCCUCCCCCUCCCCCCAACGCCCAGCCGCCUCUCCAGCAGCAACAGCCGCACUCCCAAACCCUCCCCAUGGCCCUGGGCGGACUCGCCUCCUCCAGCAGCACCACCAGCAGCACCAGCAGCGGUGGGGGCGUGAAGGUGCCUCUGCUGCGGCUGCCCAGCCUCGUCCAGAGGCCGCCCGCCCACCCGUCCCCCUUGGGCCCACCUCCCUCCAGCCUCAGCAGCCACGGCUCUGGGCUGUCGGCAUGCAGCAUGGCAUCUCCCAUCGGCACCCCCGUGGGCAACCCUGUGGGCGCGCCUCACAGCAACCCCCACGUGCUCACGCGCUGCAGCUCCGUGCCUGAGCCCAGGCAUGGGCGGCCGCACCUCAUGCGCUCCCAAUCCAUGUUUGAGUCGCCCCGGAAGAGCUUCGUUGCUGCGCCCACCGACCAGUACUGCCCCCCGCCCCUGGACCUGCUCAAUGGCUCCGAUGCUUGUGGGUACAGCGAUGGGCCGUAUGAGCAGCAGCAGCAGAUGUACCAGCCAGUGCAAUCCCAACAGCAGCAGCAGCAGCCGAUGGGUUACCAGAUGGGGAGUUCCAAUGGAUCCGGUGGUAUGCCACCGAAUCACACCAACAUGCGCCAGAUGAACAACACCCAGCAGCAGCAGCGGUACAGCCCCGCCCCUUCCCAGUCUCGCAUGCACAGCCCUGCACCGCCACAGGCUCCCAUGGGUUCCCAGCCAUCCCUCUCGCAUGCACCCAUGGGUCAGUCGCCCAUGGGGCAGCCCCAGCAGCAGUACUCGCAUGCUGCUCCCAUGCAGCCACAGCAGCAGCAGCCGUUCUACCAACAGUCGACACAAGCAGUGCAAGGGCCACCAGCGCAGCAGCAGCCUCCUCUGCACCAUCAAACCCAGCCCAUUCAGUACCAGCAGCAGCAGCAGCAAGCGCAGCAACAGCAGUAUCAGGCUCAACCCAUGCACAUGCAGCCUCAAAUCCAGCAGCAGCAGUAUCAGCAGCAGCAGCAACAACAACAGCAGCUGCCUGGUCCUCCGCCCAUGCAACAGCAAACCACGUCUCAGCCGUACAUGCAGCAACAACUCCAUCCCACCACCCAGAUUCAUCCUCCCUCUGCCUGUGCUGAUGACCGGCAGCAGCAGCAGCAGCCACCACAGCAGCAGCAGUCUGGACUCUCCAUCGACAUGUUUUUUAGUGACGACAGUCCAUGGGAAGAGGCGUCAGCACUGAUUGGUCGCUCACCCAAUCUGGGUCCGCUGCCGUGUGUGGAUGAUGCUGAUGACUGUGGCCUCAUCAGCGGGCCGCCCUCGCAAUACUUCUCCGUCAACCCCUCCGUCAACCCCUCCGACUCCCAGGAUGCCUUCCUGGCCGCCUGA